This is a messenger RNA of Mizuhopecten yessoensis (Yesso scallop), 1345 nucleotides long. RefSeq lists its product as uncharacterized. The record is from RefSeq and is a predicted model, not a curated record. NCBI's taxonomy places the organism in Eukaryota, Metazoa, Mollusca, Bivalvia, Pectinida, Pectinidae. Bases 251 to 1156 code for a protein of 301 amino acids. The transcript is spliced from 8 exons.
AUUAAAUCUAAAGUACGUUUUCCGGAUAUUUUUCUUUUCAAAACAGUAGAGAUCCUGAGGCUGAUUCGUGAAAUCUGUGCUCAUAGCACACCGAGAAGCACUGGAAAGCACUGGAAAGCACUGGAAACAGACCAUGUGUGUGAAUGUUCAAACUGAUGCAAGACCUUUCACGAUGAUCAGUCCCAUACUGCACAGACCAGUGGCACCGUAUGAUAUACAGUUAUAGCUUUAUUGGACAAGUGACACAAUCAUGAUCUGGUGUUGGAGCUUGCUGUUUGGUAUUUUCUUCAAUAUUUUGAAAGCGUCAAUGUCAAGUGUACCUAGGAUGACGUUCCCUAUAGCUUGCAUGCAUGAUGCUGCUGAUGUGAUCAGUUUAAAUAAGAAGGAGGACGUAAGGUUAACUGUUGUCCACCAUACACAGAGCUGGAUGAUGGUGCUAAACCGCUAUAGACAGAGAUGUGAAGAGAAGUCAUGCAACACAAGAACAAGUGUUAUCUGCCAAAAAACAUUUGAUAUGUCUCGAUUAUUGAAGAGGAAUACAAAGCUGUACAUUAAAGUGAAGCUGGAACAAAACAUCCACUAUUCCUGCCCAUUCACAUACUUGUUAUAUUCUGGAAAUAGCAUCCAACCCAUUAAGGUGAUACAAUGCUGGGAGCCAUUCAGCAGAACUUUACAUUGGCCAGAUACCAAUUUCACAUUAGGGGUAAAGUUCAACCUCCACAAAGCAGGGAUCAACCUCACUGACACAAACAUUUUUCUACGGGCAGGCACCUGUCGCAACUGCUUCAAAAUGGAACUCCCAAUAGCGGGAAAUAUUUUGGAAAAAACAUGGCAGGUAAAUCUGCCUAUAGAAUGUGCCACGAGGGCGUGUCUGGAGUACAAACCUUUUUUCUACACCAUCCAAGCCUUCAGCGGCUUGUAUAUCAAUGAACCAUCCCAGGCCCCAUGUUACGUGACGUUUGAUAUCAUGGACGACUCCAGUCGAGGAGCGAGGGUGACAACGUGUCUACGGUUGUCUCCAAAGAAAUAUGGUGUUCUUCCCUAUGAUAAUAAAUUAUUACUUGUUCUUAAACUUGAUGCUGUGACUUACAUGGAGUUUACUACUGGUGGUUUAGAUGAUUGGCUCUGUAACAGGAGUAGACUACUGGUGGUUUAGAUGAUUGUCUCUGUUACAGGAGUUGACUACUGGUGGUUUAGAUGAUUGNCUCUGUUACAGGAGUUUACUACUGGUGGUUUAGAUGAUUGUCUCUAUAACAGGAGUAGACUACUGGUGGUUUAGAUGAUUGUCUCUAUAACAGGAGUAGACUACUGGUGGUUUAGAUGAUUGUCUCAAAACAGGAGUAGA